AUGUUAUUAAUCCUAUCAUGGCUACUACCGAUUGUCAUUACUUUCGGCUCAACAGCAUUGGGAUGUCAAAAACGUUACAAUCGUUAUUCGUUGGCGUAUACUUUCGAUUGUUCCAAUUGUACAAUAUUCUGGGGAUUCUCCUUUCUUGACUUCAACCAAUAUGCCGGACAAUCGAUACCGCUCAUCAUAAUAACUGCUUACGCAAUUAUUCUUUUUAGCGUUUACCGUAAUCGUAAGACUCACGGUGUUUUUCAUCAGCGGCAAUCAUUCGCUGAUGUCAAGUUGGCAUUCCAAUUCAUAGUCAUUUGCUGCUCCCAAUAUCUCUCCACACUGUUGUUUUUCAUCAUUCCUAAGGUUGGUCACGGAAGCGACUGGAGUACAAUUCUCAUGAAUACUAUAGGAACGAUCAACGUGUCAGUCAAUCCUACUGUUCUGCUUCUAUGGAACCAGCAAGUCCGAUCCAGCGCUAUGGCAAUUUCUGGUAGACGUCAAGUGCGAACAUUUACUGUAGCCACAGCGAUAAAGUCCACUAGACCUGGAAAAACAGAAAACUUCGAAGUAGAUUCUUAA
This is a messenger RNA of Cylicocyclus nassatus, 570 nucleotides long. The record is from the annotation of a GenBank genome assembly. Lineage: Eukaryota; Metazoa; Nematoda; Chromadorea; Rhabditida; Strongylidae.